CAGGAAUUCUAAAUCUCAAUUUCAAAAGAAUUUAAGAAGUUGGCAUUCCCACAGUUGUCCCAAUCAAAAGCACUUCCUUUUCUCCCUCCUCUAGAUGCUCGACACGUCCCUGCGGAUUCCGAUAUCUCGAGAUCCAACCGUUCGAUACAAGUUCAAAAUGCGUUUGCCUCGUCGGAUAGGAUACCCUAUUCCUUAAGCCUUUCUCUUUAUAAGAAGAACCCACCCCCAUAACAAACAGAGAACAGAAUAAAAAUCAAAGCUUCUGGAGAACCCAUAAUUUAUUUAUUUUUUGAUAAUCGUUAGUGAAGAAUGAGUGGAUUCGAGAAGCAAGUGAAGGAAAGGGCUAAGGAGUUGAAGACUUUGUUCAAGAAAGGAGUGAAGAUUGUGGGAGAAACUUGCAAGAAAGGGUGGCAUAAAGUGAAGCAAUUGAAAGGCUAAUGAUGAUGAUGAUUCAUUAUUAUUAUUAGUCCUUAUAGGUUGAUUCUUCUGUAAAAUUCUUCUGGAUUUAGUUUUGUUUAGGGUUUUGUUUUGAAUUGAAUCAUUUAUUAUUUAAUUUGGUUGCCUUAAUUUUUCUUCUUUUUUCUUUUUCUGGGUUUGUUGAUUUGAAUGUUGUUUAUUGUUCUUGGAUCUGGGUUUUUGUUGAUGUUGCAAAUUUGAGUUAUGUUCUUGUACUCCCUUGAUAUGGAUAUAUCUGGCGAUUGAAUUCAAUAUUCUUUUUCUUGUUCAUAAGAUUGCGAAUUUAGGUGUUCAAAGAAAAAAAAAAAAAAAAGAGUAAAGUUUAUUUAGGAUUUGUUUCCUUUUCGUUUGAUUCCUCAGAUAAUUAUGCCAUUGGCACUUCUCGAUUUGUUUUUAUCAUUUUUUGUUUCUUCCCAUACAUAAGUUAGUGUUUCUGAUUAAUUUAGUGAUGUUUUUUUUUUUGGUGUGUUUAUGGAGUUCUUUUAAAAAAUUCAAAGAAAAAAAAAAUCUAAAAUCCCAAACCGAUUUUUUUUUUUUUUUUUUGAAUUAUAACAUUUUAUUAAAAAAAAAUCUUUGACUCUCAACCUUAACUUUUUUUUUUUUUUGGUUGAAUUAAUAUAGGAAAAUUGUUACGAAAUUAUCCUCAAAAUAAAAAUAAAUCCUAAAUGGGGUAUAGAGAGGGGAUGAAUUUUUUUAAUACUAUCAACAAAAUAUUUAUAUUUCAUAGAAAAAAUCUCUAAAUCUAAACUAAUCAAAAGAUAUUUUAGAAUUGUCACAUUUUAUUAUUGAAAUGUUAUGGUUUCUCUUUCAAAUUAUAGAUAGAUAAUUUGAUAGGUAAUUAUUGGAUUAAACUCUCCUUUUGGAAUUAAACCAUUAAAUCAAACAUUUUUAGUAAAAAGAAAAAGUUAUUAAAACUCUUCAAUAGAAUUUAUUUUAUUUUUUCUAUUAAAAAAACUAAAUAUAUCAAUAAUAUGUUUAUUGAUUAUAUUCACUUUGAAUCUUACUAUCAAACACUCAAAUUCGAUACUCUUUCCCUCUCGAUCACCGAAUAUUAAUGUACGUUUUGAACAAAGUAUGAAGGGUUCAUGUUUAUAGCCAUUUUUGUUCUGAGUUCCGACUGAGUUGCAAAACGAAACCUCUUUCCAUUCUCAAUUUGUAAGCUUUACUGUGAAUCAAGAAGAUGGUAAGGAAGCUCCGAAGCUGGAACAACAACCUCAUUCCCAAUCUACUAAUUCAAACUUUUAAACCCCAAUCUAAUUCCUUUUUCUGUACUAAAACCCUUUCCCUGCCCUUCUCUUCCACUCCUCCGCCCCAAUCAACCAUUCUCCGCAACCAAAUCAUUGACAUUCGAGACCCUAAAAUCUCAGUUAUUCCGGUACUGGAGAAGUGGGUUGGUGACGGCAGAGCUAUUUGGAAACCGGAACUUCAAUAUCUUGUUUACCUUACGAAGAACUUUCGCCGUUUCAAUCACGCUUUAGAGAUAUCUCAGUGGAUGACUGAUCGAAGAUACUUGAGUUUAUCGGCGAGUGAUGCAGCACUCAGGCUGGAUUUAAUCCAUAGUGUUCAUGGUCUGGAACACGCAGAAAAUUACUUCAACAGUAUAUCUACUCGGUUAAAGACUUCUAAUGUUUAUGGCUCUCUUCUCAGUUGUUAUGUUAGAGAGAAAUCAGUUGAGAAAGCUGAAGCCAUCAUGCAAGAAAUGAGAAAGAUGGGCAUUGCUAAUACGUCCUUUGCUUACAAUGUGCUAAUUAACCUCUACGCUCAGAUUGGGCAGCAUGAAAAGAUUGAUCUACUGAUUGAAGAAAUGAAAAUGAAGGGAAUACCUCAAGAUAUUUACUCAAUUAGAAAUCUUUGUGCAGCUUAUGUUGCGAAGACAGAUAUUUCUGGUAUGGAAAAGAUUCUCAAAAGGAUCGAGGAGGAUUCUGAAUUCAAAGCUGAUUGGAGAAUUUAUUCAAUUGCUGCUAAUGGGUAUCUUACAGCUGGGUUGGAAACAGAGGCUCUUUCCAUGCUAAACAAAAUGGAGAAGAAAAUUCGACCUAAUACAAAUAAACUUGCAUUUGAGUUUCUUCUGUCCCUUUAUGAACGAACAGGUCAUAAGAACGAAGUUUACAGGGUUUGGAAUACCUUCAAACCAUUAACUAGACAAACACGUGUUCCAUAUGCUUUAAUGAUCACAUCUCUAGCCAAGCUUGAUGAUAUUGAAGGGGCUGAAAGGAUAUUCCAGGAGUGGGAAUCAAAGUGCACUGUAUAUGACUUUCGGGUGUUGAAUCGACUUCUGGUUGCUUAUUGCAGGAAAGGUCUUUUGGAUAAGGCGGAAUGGGUUGUUAACCAAGCAGUGGUUGGAAGAACUCCAUUCGCCAGCACGUGGAGCUUGUUAGCCACGGGAUAUGCAGAAUACGGACACAUGAGCAAAGCCGUUGAGAUGUUGAAGAAAGCAAUGUUAGUCGGAAGGCAAAAUUGGAAACCAAAGCGGCGUGACAUUUUGGAAGCUUGUCUGGAUUACUUGGAAAAACAAGGAGAUGCAGAAACAAUGGAGGAAAUAGUACGACUAUGCAAAAGCUCAGGUACAGUAGCGAAGGAGAUGUACUACAGAUUGCUGAGAACUUCCAUAGCAGGGGGUAAACCAGUUCUUAGCAUUCUUGAACAGAUGAAGAUGGAUGGUUUUGCAGCAGAUGAAGAGGUAGACAAAAUCCUGGGAUCUAAGACUAACUUGUAGUUAGUAAAAAGUUUUAGUUUUUCUUAGAUUUUUUAUUCUUUGAUAUAUAGAAUGGCAUUUUCUACAUUUUCUACAUGCCAACUCUUUUUGUAAUGAUAAAAGCAAUGCCAUAAUGCUAAUUUCACUUAUUUGUGGGUC
Molecule: messenger RNA, 3310 nt
Organism: Cucumis melo (muskmelon)
Lineage: Eukaryota; Viridiplantae; Streptophyta; Magnoliopsida; Cucurbitales; Cucurbitaceae
Product: pentatricopeptide repeat-containing protein At2g20710, mitochondrial-like
Exons: 2
Coding region: 1637-3172 (511 amino acids)
Cellular component (GO): mitochondrion
Molecular function (GO): protein binding
Source: RefSeq, a predicted model, not a curated record